Molecule: messenger RNA, 663 nt
Organism: Cydia amplana
Lineage: Eukaryota; Metazoa; Arthropoda; Insecta; Lepidoptera; Tortricidae
Product: serine protease 7-like
Exons: 4
Coding region: 1-663 (220 amino acids)
Biological process (GO): proteolysis
Molecular function (GO): serine-type endopeptidase activity
Source: RefSeq, a predicted model, not a curated record
AUGGUUGCGGCGUGCGGGGGAUCUCUUCUUAGUUCGCAGACCGUUUUAACAGCAGCCCAUUGUCUGGACGAUGUCACGGAUAACAAAAGUAAAAUGGACGAUUUUAGCUUCACAAUAUUCAUGGGCCACUCCUUACACCGCAAAGCCUCCAUGGCGCGUAGAGUAAUAGACUAUAAUACCCCACGAGAAUACGACCCGGACAACCAAGACGUGAUAGCAGACAUAGGCGUCAUGUUCCUCUAUUCUCCGGUCAAAUUUGUGCCCAAUGUGAAGAAGGUUUUACUGUUUAAUAGGCGGUUCAGUGUAAAUAGGGAUAAGCGUUUGAUGGUGGCCGGUUGGGGUAAGACCGGUCCCAGUAUGUAUAGCCCAACAAGUCUCAAACUCAAGGCAGCAAAAGUGAAAGCUAUAGCCGCCAAAGAUUGCAAUCGCCAGAUCCCAUUUAUAAAUGUCAAUCUGGUGGUGUGUACAGCGCCAUCCGAGGAAUAUGCUUAUAGUGGAGACUCCGGCGGGCCACUUGUGAAACGGGCUAGCCACUACCAACUUGGCAUAGUGUCCUUUCGUCACGAGGACAGCGGGGUAACGGUGUUCACCAGCGUGGCCGAAUAUUUCGACUGGAUAAACGAAACGCAGCUCGCGCUUUACCAGAAACAUUGCAGAAAAUAA